AUGGCUCGAUCCAUAAACUUCAUCCUCAGCAAGGCCUCGCCGCCGGCGGCGCCGGCCUUGGAGGACAGUCUGCCGAGGGCUCUCCUCCGGGCACAGGUCAUCGUCGACGAGGCCACGGGACGGCACGUCACGAACCAAGCCAUGCUCCUGCAGCUGGACAUGCUGCGAGACGCCGUGCAUAAAGGCAGCUACGCGCUUGACAGCUUCAGGUACCAGCCUCACGCCGCGGAGCACGACGACAGAGGUCAACCUGUUCGCCGUAGCUCCCUGUUCGUAGCGAAUUGUGCGAAAAUUCCCCGUUCCUCCCGUGGGAGCACGAGGAUCCUGGCGCAACUACGCGAGGCGCUCGAUCGGCUGAUCUCCAUGGUAACCGAUGCGGACGUGCUGGUCCUGCUCCUGACGAGCUACCCUCGCCGGUACCGGCAGCCCUACGGCAUGCACCUCAUGCUGGAUAACUGCAUGUUCGGCCGCCAGAUGGAGACUGAACAUGUCAUCAGCUUCCUGCUGCACGCACAGCCAUCCCAUGGUGCUGAAGAACCGGAGGUCCUCCCGAUCGUCGGUCCUGGCAGGGUCGGCAAGACCACCCUCGUCACUCACGUCUGCAAGGACGAAAGAGUCCGCGAUCGCUUCGCAGAGAUCGUGCUCCUGACCGACCUCCACUUCACGGAUGCAGAGCUGGCUGCUUUGGGACACAGAUGCUCAUCAGAGAGAAAUGGUAAUAACCGUGGCUCCAACUCGAACAGUAGGGAUGGGAAAUUUCUGAUCGUGGUUGAGGUUGCCGGGGAUUUCAACGAGGACGCGUGGAGCAGGCUGUACUCCGCGUCCAAACGGUGGGCGCCACUUGGCAGCAAGAUCAUAGUCACGAGCCGGUCCGACAAGAUCACCAAGGUCGGGACGACGCGGCCUCUAGCUCUCAAGUUCCUGCCGCGCGAGGCGUACGGGUACUUCUUCAGGACGCUCGCGUUUGGGGGCGCCGAUCCCGGGGCGCACCCGGGGCUCGCGAGCAUGGCCAUGGAGGUGGCCGGGAGCACGGACUGGGCUUUCAUCAGCGCGCACAUCACCGUGUUGCAUUGA
Molecule: messenger RNA, 1074 nt
Organism: Panicum virgatum (switchgrass)
Lineage: Eukaryota; Viridiplantae; Streptophyta; Magnoliopsida; Poales; Poaceae
Exons: 1
Coding region: 1-1074 (357 amino acids)
Source: RefSeq, a predicted model, not a curated record